AUGUCCACAGCCACCACAGGCGGUGUCUAUUUGUUGGCGAAGCCACACAACAAUGGUGUGGUUGUCACUUCCCCUGCUGCACAUGCUACAGCAACUGCCACCACCACUGGUACUAUCACUACCAACCAACAACAACAACAACAACAUGCCAACACACAUCAACAUCAUCAUCAUCAUCAUGCCAACAACUCAAUUGUUGUUGACAGAGAUGUAGUUGUUGGAGGAGAUGGAGGAGGCCCGAUGAUCGUGCGGGGCAUGUACCCACCACAACCUGGCCUCAACCCACCACAACAUGCAGCAUUUCCAACACACACAUCAUCAAUCAAUCAGACGCCAACAACAAAUCACCACCACCUCCACCACCACGCGCCCCCACCAAUCAUGGCGGCACCAACCACGCACUUCAUCAAUCACAGUAGUGGUGAGAACAAUACCAAUAAUGGAAAUAGUAAGGCGACAACCGUGUCCAUCACCGAUCCAGAGGACAUCAGAGGAAACAACACCAACAGUAACAGCACCAACAGCAUCAGCAGUAGCAGUAGUAUUAGAAGUAGUAGUAGUAGAGGAGGUAGUAAUAAUCAGGCGAGGAUUAGUAGUGGCAUGCAGUCAAACCACGCGCCGCCUUCAUACCCAACCGACGUCCAUUUUGCCAAUCACACGGGCGACCCUGUACCGCCCCAGUCCACGAUGAACAAUCAUCCAUCUCAUGGUGAUGGCAGUGGCAGUGGCAGCAGCAACAGCUGCCAGGGCGUCACGACAUGGAACGGCCACAGCAACUGUGGUGGAGAUUGUUGUUGUGCAGAUGCUGAUGGAUGUGGUCAGCGAGACCUGACCACAACCAGUGAACAACAUCAAGUUACAUUAGAUGUUGGUGGAGUUGUUGGUGGAGUUGGUGGAGUUGUUGGAGGAGUUGGAGUUGGAGUGGAAGACAUAGUAGUUGAGGACUCUGAAAGGCCCCUCACUGCCAGUCACUACCAGUCUCAAAGUAGCAUCAGCCACAGCAACAGCAACAGUAUCAUCGCCAAUGACAUUAGCGUCAGUGGAGACACAGACAACAAACCAAACAACAACAACAAUAUGUUAAAUCGUCCGGCUAUGGCCGGCUCAAUGUCGGUCAUCAUCCCGUCGACUUCCUUCAACAUGACGCCAGUCAUGCUCAACUCACAGCAAUUCUCUCCCAACUAUGCCCUGCGUUGUCAAAAGUCUACAGUACCAUAUUUCCAUGGAACAGUUCAUAGUCCAUGCUCAAUCAGUGAUAGUUCAGCAGCAGCGAUCAAUGUCAACCAGGCCAAUGCACAGUUGUCCCCUCAUGUGAUCUACAGUCCGCAUCAUCCACAAUCACAGCCACUAUACACAUUUAAUCAUCCACCACCACAACAACAACAACAGCAGCAGCAACAGCAACAGCAGUACUAUACCACGCCUACCACUUCAAUAUCAUCGACUACUCAAUCAUCAUCACAAUCACAACACAUGCAACAGCAGCAAGUACUGCACCCACAAAACACACAGACUCAGACACAGACUCAGACCCAGACUCAGACUCAGACACAGACACCACAACCCCUGAAUCAAAGCUCACCGAUACAUUCACCACCGCCACACCAAACACCAUACAGCGAGUUGGACAGCGAUGCAUCACACUCAGCGUUUGGUGGAGACGACACCGAUCCAUACUCUGUGAGCGACUUUGGCAGCACACCAAGUUUGAUGAGCACACCAUAUGGCCAGACGCCACCCUAUCCAUUCUCGUCGUCCACGUCGUCGGCACACCAUCAGGCACAGCUUAUGUCGUCCACGGGCGCCCCCAUCAUCAACAGCUUUGGCUACCAGAUAUGCGGCUUCCUGAACCAACACGAUCGCCCAUGCCAGAGGAUUGGCCGCUGUCCAUUCCACGAUGCCAAGAAGACCCAGAUGCAGCAAUCGCAGCAGCAGGUGCAGACAAACGGACAACUGGACCAAUCAGUCGACGGCCACCAGUCUCCAUCGACCGACCCACUCUCCCCAGGCACCAAUCAGCAGCAGCAACAACAGCAGCACCAACAGCAACAGCAACAACUUGGCACACAUUCUUCGUCAUUGUCCUCUCCCAACAUGGAGCAGUACAAUGAUCAGGGCGCCGCGCAAGACGACCAGGCACAACAACAAAAGGCUGAUCAACCAAAGAAGAAGACAAAGAAGAAGAAGGAUAAGGAUGCACCACCCUUUAAGCAGGGAUGGUCGCAAGAGGAGCACAUCAGAUUCCUUCAUGGCAUCAGCAUGCAUGGCAAGGGUUCGUGGAAGGACAUCGCAUGUGUGGUCGGCACUCGCACGCCCACGCAGAUCCAAUCGCAUGCCCAAAAGUAUUAUCUCCGUCAGAAGCAGACCACAAAGAACAAGCGCAGUAUCCAUGAUCUGUCCCUAGACGAGUUGUUACAAAUAGAGAGUACAAACUUGAGUGGCGCGUCCCAGACCAAGUCCAAGAAGAGCAAGUCCAAGUCAAAGAAGAAGGCGAAGCAUGUAUCUGAUGAUGAUGAAGAAGUUGGCGAACAACAGAAGCAACAGCAACAACAUAGGGCACCACAGGACACAUAUCCUCAGUCCAACGGCAAGGGCCUAAAUGUUAGUACCUAUGCAUAUCCGAUGCAUCAGUCGCAUCCAGGAGGCAACUAUUACCAUGGCAAUGGCAGUAUAAGUUGUCCGACCACACCAUCGGUGAUCCCCACACCGAUCAUCUAUGGCGUCAGCAACUCGAGUCCAGAGUUGUCCAACCCGUCGCCCCUGCAUAUUGCCGCGCCUGGACACUAUACCACACCGCCCCUCCUCUCGCCAACCUCUCCGCCACCUCAAUCAAUGACACGCUACUCAGUUCCAAAUCAUCCACCCUUCCCUCUUUACGUGCAGAGCCAACAACAUCAACAUCCACAACACCCACACCACGCGAUGUCUCAAUCACAUCCACUUCCUCAACAUCAUCAACAGCUUCUUCAUCAACAGCACCAACAACAACAGCAGCACAAUCUUCAUCGGUAUUAUUCAAACGCGUCAACAGCGCCAACAACACCAACUCAAGUUCCACUCAACCCAAACGUGAUGAUGAGGUCCACGACGACGACGUCUGGAACAGCGCUGCCGCCAUACCCAACAUACUAUGGUGCGCCUCAGGACAUGUACUUCAACGGAAGUUACCCAAGCUCUCCAACCUCUGCUCAAGCGCCAACCAUUCAGUACUACACAUCACAGCAGCUUCAACAACAUCAACAACAACAGCAACAACAACUACAACAACAACAACAACAACAGCAACAGCAACAGCAUAUGGCAUCGACGUCAGCCAACCAACAUCCUCCAUCAUAUCAGCCAAACAAUGGCCGUGAGAAGCUCGUACAUCCAACCAGUGAUACCCAGCAAUCAAGUGCCGGUAACAAUUAA
Acytostelium subglobosum LB1 is the source of this 3411-nucleotide messenger RNA. RefSeq lists its product as hypothetical. NCBI's taxonomy places the organism in Eukaryota, Evosea, Eumycetozoa, Acytosteliales, Acytosteliaceae. The transcript has 5 exons. The record is from RefSeq and is a predicted model, not a curated record. The coding region runs from base 1 to 3411 and encodes 1136 amino acids. Gene Ontology annotation, molecular function: DNA binding.